Molecule: messenger RNA, 1117 nt
Organism: Phlebotomus papatasi
Lineage: Eukaryota; Metazoa; Arthropoda; Insecta; Diptera; Psychodidae
Exons: 4
Coding region: 181-936 (251 amino acids)
Source: RefSeq, a predicted model, not a curated record
UAUUACGUUCCACGCCCCCCCAAGACUAAGCAGAAUCCAAAAGGAAAAUUGUUCAACAAAUUUAAGAACAAUUUGAGGAAAUAUAAGCAAGCUGUGCAAAAUAAGGAUGCAGUUGAAGAUAGGGAGGAAGAUGAUAAUACCGACAAUGGAGAAGCAGUACGAGAUAUCUCAGAUCUUCUUAUGGAAAAUGUUGAAUGGUUGAAAAGCCACUGCGAUCCUUGGGAUGAGGUGAUUUCCAAGUGGAAAGCAACUUCAGUUUGGAGAGUGGAAAGUAUCAAAAAAGAUUCUGAGUCAUCUCUAGCAUUUAUACUGGAUGCAUGGCCAGGCUUCAAAGAUCCUCGAGGGUUUGACUUGGUGGAUAUUGAUUUUGAGACCAUGUUCCCUCAAGUUGAAGAAUCUCCCUCUGAGAAAUUUGCGCAACUUAAAAAGAAGCUGAUACCGCUUUUUGGAAUGGAAAUCAAAGAUAAAUACAGUAAAGGACUUCUUAAAAAACUUGGCGAUUCAAGCACAAACGAAGACUCGCAAGGAUGCAUUACGAGUUUGCUUAUCAACGCUCUAAUCCUUCCUGAUCGUGAGUGCGGAAACAAGAAGCCCACAAUUGCAGAUGCCCAACGUCAGAUGGGUUUCCGAGUGAAUUCCAGAAAAGAAUUGGAGGAACUUAUAAGUCAACAGAACAACGAUUUGAAAAUCAUUGCUGUCGGUCAGGAUCUCACAGCCAUCACUGAAGUGUAUGUCAAUUGCGGACCAAUUUUUUACAAGAUGUCAUCAUACUCAAGAGCCAUGGAACUCCUUAUAAAGCUGAGUCUUCUACUUCAUAUUGACUAUCCCAGAAAAUGCAGAUAUGCUUGGAAAGUUCUAGAAGGGUUUUGUUUUAGUCAUGCUACCGAAAGGGUGUAUGACCCAAAAGUACAAAAUUUGCUCAAUAAGCUCAGUUAAAUUGAAACAAGAUGCAUCUUGAAUAUUUCAUCUGCAAGAUUCAAUUGAAGGAAGAAAAUCAGCUUUUUAUUCAUUUAAGAAAAAAUCACAAGACACCAACUGAUUAUGACUAUAAGUGUAUGGACCGAAAUUGCAAUCAAGUCUUCCAAAACUAUUUCAGGUAUCGUACCCAUAUUAAAAA